This is a messenger RNA of Chaetomium strumarium, 1700 nucleotides long. RefSeq names its product domain found in IF2B/IF5-domain-containing protein. The coding region runs from base 286 to 1566 and encodes 426 amino acids. Lineage: Eukaryota; Fungi; Ascomycota; Sordariomycetes; Sordariales; Chaetomiaceae. Gene Ontology annotation, cellular component: cytosol. The record is from RefSeq and is a predicted model, not a curated record. Gene Ontology annotation, biological process: formation of cytoplasmic translation initiation complex; formation of translation preinitiation complex; translational initiation. Gene Ontology annotation, molecular function: translation initiation factor activity; eukaryotic initiation factor eIF2 binding; GDP-dissociation inhibitor activity. The transcript is spliced from 2 exons.
UCUGUUGUCCUAAUAUCAGUUCUGACGGUUGAAGGACCUCUGCGUCGUCGUCUUUCAAUGUUAAUGCAUGCCUCCGACUGUCACCAGGUCUACCUCAUGUCAACGCCGCCUCCCAACUCCUACUGACGCCCAGUCUCGCUCCGCCCUUCUCACAGCCCUCGCGACCAGUCUGCUCUGUUAGCUUCUCUCAGACUUCCCGCACCCGUCUCUCACAACGCCUGAUUCAAGACACUCGUCCAGUCAAACCAGUCACUCAAGGUUCUCAGCCGCUCAACACCGCAAACAAUGGCUUCUCUCGUGAACGUUCGCCGCGAUGUCAGCGACCCUUUCUAUCGCUACAAGAUGGAGCGCCUCCAGACCAAGAUUGAAGGCAAGGGCAACGGCAUCAAGACCGUUGUUGUCAACCUCAGCAGCGUCGCUCAAUCUCUGGCUCGCCCUGGAUCUUACUUGAUCAAGUACUUCGGCUUCGAGCUUGGUGCUCAAACCAACAUCGACCCCCCUGAUGACCGCUGGAUCAUCAACGGCGCCCACGAAGCAAACAAGCUUCAGGAGCUCCUUGACGGGUUCAUCAGCAAGUUCGUACUCUGCAAGAAGUGCAAGAACCCGGAGACCGAUGUCCACAUCAAGGACGGCCGUAUCACGCUCGACUGCAAGGCCUGUGGCCAGCGCUCUGAAGUCGACCUGCGCCUGAAGCUCAGUGGCUUCAUCCUCAAGAACGUGCCCAAGAAGACCAAAAAGGACAAGGCCGAGCGCCGCGCCGCCCGUAAGGCCAAGCAGAAUGGCAAGGCCGACGCCGAGAACGGUUCUGGAGGCGAUGACAACGGCUCUGACCAGGCUUCUCCGAUUGCGGACGACAAGGGUUUCGAGAGCGAUGACGACGCUCUCACCCGCAAGAUCAAGAGCGAAGCUCAGGUGCUUGAGAACAAGAAGGUUGAAGUGAAGGACGAUGAAUGGGCUGUGGACAUGAGCGAGGAAGCUGUGAAGGCUCGCCAGCAGCAGCUCCCCGGCGAGUUCAAGCAGAAGCUCGUUCUGAACGGCGAUGACGAAGACGAGGAGGGCGAGGGCGGUGGCAACACCGUCUACGACCAGUUGGGCACCUGGAUCCAGGAGCAGGCCGGCCAAAAGGAGGGCGUUAACAAUGUCGACGACAUCGACAUCUACGUCAAAGCAAAGGAGCUGGGCAUUGAGUCCAAGCAUCGCACUGUCCUCGUUCUGGUGCAGACCAUCUUCGACGAGAAUAUCUGCAACCAAAUCGGCAAGCGUGCCGGUAUGCUGAAGAGGAUCGUCUCGUCUGAACGCCACGAGAAGGCACUGCUCGGCGGCACCGAGCGUCUCAUUGGCCACCUUGUUGGCGAGCAUCCGGAGAUGUACGACAAAGUCGUCAAGAUCCUCCAGCUCUACUACCACCACGAUCUCAUCUCCGAGGAAGUCGUCACCAAGUGGGGCUCCAAGGCCUCCAAGAAGUACGUCGACCUGGCCACCUCCAAGAAGGUUCGCAAGGCCGCCGAGCCCUUCCUCACCUGGCUCGCUGAGGCUGAGGAGGAGUCCGAUGAGGAUGACGAGUAAGCCUUGGGCUGCAUCCGUGCAUGUAGACCUUUUUCGGUGGGAGAUAUACUUGGCGGUUUUGUGGCUUCUUAGAUUGAGCUCCCCAGAUUGAUAUUGCACUUGUUCUUGGCUUCUCGGAGGCAAAAGCACAAAAU